ACCAUACAGACGAUGGUCAGCGACAUCUCUCUUUAUCCCUGUGUUGCUUUUGUGGAGAAAAAUGGCGCGGGUUUCUGACGGUGAUUCUGAAUCUGAAGAGUACGAGAUUGAGAAGAUUAUAUCGUGUAGAUUGGCUAAAAAUGGAACUUUGUCAUACUUGGUGCGUUGGAAGGGUUAUGAUGAAAGUGAUGACACAUGGGAGCCAGAAGAAAACCUUCGAGGAUGCAGAGAUGCAAUCUUGACAUUUUUUGAUAAAAGGGAUGCUCAUGCAGAAAGAAGAAAAAGAUACAAUAUUCUUCACCUUAAAGAAAGCUCUCCGACUGCAUGGAAAUUAUCAAACAGCAGUCAUAGUACUCCACGAAAAAGGAGCCUUCGGUUAUUAAAAACAAGGAGAACUAUGCUUUCAAACUCUGAAAUGAAGGGAUCUGUCUCAGAAGAAAAAGUGCUUAGCAAAUCAUCAAACUUGCUGGAAGACGUGCCACCCUCCUACACAAAACUGAGAAUGACUCCCGAGCGCCAUGAUUACAUUUUAGAGCAGAUCAACAAAUUCAGAGCACGUCAGUUAUAUAAAGAUGAAGAGAGCAAGAAAAAAGAACCAGACCAAGAGAAUAAAAGAAUUAAGGAACAACAAAUACUAUCCCUGAAAAACAGUCCAGCUAAAUCUGCUUUCAAACAAUCAAGCAAAGAAAAGAAAACUUCCUCUUCCAAUAUUCUACUCAAACUGGUUUUAACAGUUUGUCUCUGUAUGUUAGCUAUCUUUCUGUUUGCUCUUAUCCUUGUAUAUGAUUUGUCAUAGCUAUAUUUUGAUUUAAGACUUAAGCCAUGAAAUUCUAUAUCACCACCUUUUAGUAUUGUAGUAUGUUAUGUUUCUGCUAUUUCGUGCCAUCUUCAUAUUUCCCAGUAACCAAAACUUUUAACAUCACCUUUAAUUUCAUGAAAGCAUUUUCUCCCCUUUUUUGAAAAAAAGUCAAAACUUUGUAGACAAUGUUUAGUUUUUAAAAAGAGAAAUGUGACAUAGAUAACCAAAGAUAUUUUUGUAGAAAACAGGGGAUAGGAUUGUAUCUUAAGAGUGUGAAGUUCUAUGAUAAAGGUUUUCCUGCAGUCACAAUUAAUGAACUUUAUUUUCAGCAUUUAAGAUAACCCUGCCCUUUUUUGGCUAAAAUUAUGCCAAUUUUAAAAUCGUUUUAGAAAGUUUUGUAUGCUAUUAGUAUAAUUCAUUUAAGUUCUAGUGUAAGGGAAACUAGUUAUUAUGUCAGGGCAACUGGUUUAAAUGCAACAGCAUCCAGCAAAUUGGAAAUGGUCAUAGAUGUUUCUGUUCUGUCUUAUCUCUUUACUACCAGAUUUUCACCUGUAUCUCCACAAACCUUACCUACCCUUUUUUGCUAUCUUGAAGAUUUUCCUAUGAUAACAACCACCUGACUAAACCUUUUAUUCAGUUUGUUUAUUUAGAAAAGCCUUAGUUAUUGACAAGUUUAUUUGCAAUUUUGAGCUUAGGUUUUAUUUUGCUGUUUGUUGUACAUAUUCAAGUCUUUUCCCUUGUAAAUGGAUAAUUCAAAUAAUUUUCGUUCUAAAACUAUGUUUUUAGUUUUUAAAUAAUAUGUAGAUGAAAUUAUGCCAUUAGGUAAUACUGCUGCCAGUAUUGUUGCUUAA
Molecule: messenger RNA, 1650 nt
Organism: Rhopilema esculentum
Lineage: Eukaryota; Metazoa; Cnidaria; Scyphozoa; Rhizostomeae; Rhizostomatidae
Source: RefSeq, a predicted model, not a curated record